Aricia agestis (brown argus) is the source of this 748-nucleotide messenger RNA. RefSeq names its product DNA-directed RNA polymerase III subunit RPC7-like (gene Polr3G). The record is from RefSeq and is a predicted model, not a curated record. Gene Ontology annotation, biological process: transcription by RNA polymerase III. The coding region runs from base 70 to 726 and encodes 218 amino acids. NCBI's taxonomy places the organism in Eukaryota, Metazoa, Arthropoda, Insecta, Lepidoptera, Lycaenidae. The transcript has a single exon. Gene Ontology annotation, cellular component: RNA polymerase III complex.
UUUCGCAAUAACCUUUGCUACAAUCAAACAAGAGUUACAAGUUACAACUAAUUACAAGAGUUUAUCAAAAUGGCUGGAAGAGGCAGAGGGCGAGGAAGCGGAACCUCUUUAACUCAAGAGCAAAUGCAAGCCUUGGGAAUCACUCGAGGAGACAACACUCCACAAAUAUUAACACCGCCUCCUUUGUUUCCUAAGCUCGAAACUAAACCCCUGCCACUCGUAUCCGAUGCUGCGACUGACUACAUGGUUAUAGUCAAAGAUCAAUUCAUCGAGUAUCUACAAGAAUCUCCAGCAUUCGUUAAAAUCAACACUCGCACCGAUGGCAUAGAAAGGUAUUCCGAUAAAUACAAACUUCUAGCGCUAAAUGCGAAAAGGGGUAGAGUAUUAGACUGCGUAUGGACAAACAUGCCGCCUGAGUUACGGCCGCAGGCGAGAAAAAUGAGAACCGUCACUAGAAAGAGGAAACUGGAGGACCCAGCAGAAAUAGCCAAAAGGCUGCAAAAUUUAGAAAGCAAAGAAAAAGAGGAAUCUACGGAAGACAACGAGAUGGACGAGAAUGAAGCCACUGUAAAAAAAGAGGGAGAGGAUAAUGAUGAUGAUAUAGAAGAUGAACAGGAGCAAGAAGAAGAAAUAGAUGACGGUACAGAUUAUGCUAAUAACUAUUUUGAUAACGGAGAAGACUAUGAGGAGGAAGACGACAAUCUGGAUGAUGGGCCAGUGUAUUAAAGGUUACUGUUAUUAUUCAACA